AUGGAUCAAGAAGUAGACCCAGUUGUUAAGGAGUUUUCCAAUAUCCUUGAUGAGCUUUCAUUUAAUUCAAGACCAAUUAUUACCACAUUAACGAAAAUUGCAGAAGAACACAUUUCAUGUGCACAAUAUUUUGUUGACCUAUUAGAAUCUAGAAUUGAGAAAUGUGUACCAAAACAAAAGUUAUAUUCAUUUUAUGCUUUAGAUUCGAUUUGUAAAAAUGCAGGUAGUCCAUAUACAAUUUUUUUUAGUAGAAAUUUAUUUAAUUUAUACAAAAAGACAUAUUUAUUAGUUGAUAAUACAACAAGAACUAAAUUAAUAAAUAUGUUUAAAACAUGGAUGACACCAAAUGAAUCUUCAGGUGGGUUGAUACCGUUAUUUGAGACUUCUGCAUUAGAAAAAAUUGAGAAUUUUUUAAUUAAAGCAAGUGCCUUACAUCAAAAAAAUUUCCAAAAUAUGUUACCUACACCUACAGUACCUUUAUUAUUAAGAGAGAUUGAUAAAUUAUCCUUAUUAACAAAUGAAAGACUUAAAAAUCAGGCUAAUGAUGAAAAAUUGAAGAUUAAAUUAAUGGUUUUAUCACAAUUGAAACAAGAGUUACAGAAGGAAAAAUUAACUAUGGCAGCUUUGAAACAAGUUCAAAUUCAGUUGAAACAGGUGUUUGCUCAAGAUCAACAAGUUUUACAACAACAACAUAUGCAAGAUCAAUAUAACAAGCAACAACAGCAGCAGCAAAUCCAGCAGCAGCAGCAACAGCAGCAACAGCAACUUCAACAACAAGAUCAACAACAAUUUCAACAACAUUCAAGUAGCGAUUCCAAUGAUCUUUCGAAAAGUGGAACUCCUAUUGUUCCAUUAUUUGGUAAUUCAAACAAUAUGGAAAUUCAAUCAUCGUUAUUUGGUAAUAUUACAAGGACUUUUACUCCACCAAAUUUUUCAGAGAUUGAUAAAAAUAAUAAAUUAGAAAAAAUACGAAAAUUAUAUAAUGAAUUACGUGAAAUCAAAUUAAUUUAUGAACCUUCUAAAGAAUCUAUUGUCACUUUAUAUGAUAAAUUAGGUGGAAACCCCAAUUCCAGAAAUAUUUUAAAUACUAAUUCAAACGCUAAUAAUAAUAAUAACAGUAAUAAUACUAUAGUCAUGAGGAAAUUACCCAGUAUUGAAUUAUUGACAGAUAUUUUGAGAGAUUCAAGAGCAUACAUGGCACGUUCAAAUAAUAGUGAAUUAUUAAAUUCGAUUCAUAUUCAAUUAUCUGAUAAAUAUUUAUUAAAUAACGAUAAUAAAGAGAUUAAGAAUAAUUUUAUCAAUUUGCUUUAUAGAAAUAAGUCAAAUAAAUGUAAGCUUUGUGGUAAGAGAUUUGGUAAUUCAGCGGAAGAAAAGAGAUCAUAUAGUAACCAUUUAGAUUGGCAUUUCAGAAUCAAUAAAAGAAUUAAAGGUACCACUGUGAAUUCUUCCAAUAAUAAUGGGUCCAGUAUUAAAAGUAGUUCUAAAAACAUUCAAUCAAGAAAUUGGUAUUUAGAAAAUACUCAAUGGAUUAAAUUUAAAGAUGAUGAAAUUAUUUCUACACAAUCGAUUUCCAAUAAUAACAAUAACAAUAACAAUACAAACAAUUCCAAUACCAAUAAUAAUAGUAAUAAUAAUAGCAAUAUAAAAUCUAAUGUAGAGACUGGAGGAGAUAAUACACAAAAGAAUGUGACUGGUAGAAAUAAGAGGAGUAUUAAUCAAAUGACAUAUGAAGGCAAUAGUAUUAAAGAAAAAUCGAUCAAGACUAAAUAUGUCAUUGUUCCUGAAAAUACAAAUGAAGAGAUGAAUUAUAAAUGUUCUAUUUGUAAAGAAAUUGUCAAUGCUAGUUAUGAUGAUGAACUUGGAGAAUGGAUUUGGAAGAAUACUCUUGAAGAGAAUGGGAAAUAUUAUCAUUCUACAUGUUUCAAUGAGACGAUAAAGAACCGUGAAAAUGAUGAAGAUUCAACUGGAUUAAAGAAAUUGAGAAGUAUGAUAAGUGAAGGUAAUUGA
Messenger RNA from Henningerozyma blattae CBS 6284, 2007 nucleotides. RefSeq names its product Pcf11p (gene PCF11). The record is from RefSeq and is a predicted model, not a curated record. The transcript has a single exon. Gene Ontology annotation, molecular function: mRNA binding; RNA polymerase II complex binding. Gene Ontology annotation, biological process: termination of RNA polymerase II transcription. The coding region runs from base 1 to 2007 and encodes 668 amino acids. Gene Ontology annotation, cellular component: mRNA cleavage factor complex; cytoplasm. NCBI's taxonomy places the organism in Eukaryota, Fungi, Ascomycota, Saccharomycetes, Saccharomycetales, Saccharomycetaceae.